Gilbertella persicaria is the source of this 676-nucleotide messenger RNA. RefSeq lists its product as uncharacterized. The transcript has a single exon. The record is from RefSeq and is a predicted model, not a curated record. Lineage: Eukaryota; Fungi; Mucoromycota; Mucoromycetes; Mucorales; Choanephoraceae. The annotation marks the transcript as partial.
AUCUGACUCUCUGUUUAAGAAAAAAAGAGAGAUAUAAAAAGGGAUCCACAAAAGAGAAUUUUGACAAUCAUCAUCUUUUCUACUUUCAUCCAAAGCAAGAAUGCGAAGCUUAACUUUUCUUACGAUUGCCACUAUCAUUGCCUUUGUUGGUUUCUCCAAAGCUGCUGAUGCUGAUACUCAAUCAAACAAGAUCCAUGUUACUCAAGAGAGUCUUGAAAAGCGCUCUCCUAGUUUUGGUGUCAUCAACCACUUGGCCUGUCCUCCAGGAUACGUUAAAGGACGUGAUGGUAAAUGCAACAGGGCUACUCAGCUUGGAAAACGCUCUCCUACUCUUGGUAAUGUUGGCUACUUGAGAUGCAAGCCCGGAUACGUUCAAAAAGCCAAUGGUGAAUGUUACAGGGUUGCUCAGUUUGAACAACGUUCUCUUCCUUCUGAAGGCCAGCUUGAAGGCCCUGAUGGCGAACGCUAUGGCAAUGAGGCUACUAUUCAUAAGCGUCGUUGGAGAGGUGGACGUUUUAAAUCUUUGCACAACAGAUUGAUCAAGGCCUAUAUUCCCAAGAAGCCCACCAAACCUGUGAACCCCACACAACCCGUAAAUCCUGAGCCAAAAAACUCUACUCCUCCUCUUGUUUCCGAUAACAACGCUUCUGGAACUAAUGCUGCUGGUACUAAUGCU